Messenger RNA from Trematomus bernacchii (emerald rockcod), 2496 nucleotides. It is a transcript of the gene pax7a, whose product is annotated as paired box 7a. Gene Ontology annotation, molecular function: DNA-binding transcription factor activity, RNA polymerase II-specific; RNA polymerase II cis-regulatory region sequence-specific DNA binding. The coding region runs from base 99 to 1610 and encodes 503 amino acids. Gene Ontology annotation, biological process: anatomical structure development; regulation of transcription by RNA polymerase II. The transcript is spliced from 9 exons. The record is from RefSeq and is a predicted model, not a curated record. Lineage: Eukaryota; Metazoa; Chordata; Actinopteri; Perciformes; Nototheniidae.
UUGGGAUUUCACAGCACACUGAGCAUCAUUUUGAGCAUUUUGAACACAUUCCGUUUUUGACUUGGACUGGAGUCCGUUUGUUGUUCGUCCGGGUGGCAAUGAUGGCUACACUACCAGGAACGAUGCCUCGGAUGAUGCGCCCUGCGCCGGGCCAGAACUACCCCCGAACCGGCUUCCCCCUGGAAGUAUCCACCCCCCUGGGCCAGGGUAGGGUGAACCAGCUUGGCGGUGUGUUCAUCAACGGGAGGCCCCUGCCAAAUCACAUCCGACACAAGAUAGUGGAGAUGGCCCACCACGGCAUCCGACCCUGCGUGAUCUCGCGACAACUGCGAGUUUCUCACGGUUGUGUCUCCAAGAUCCUCUGCCGAUACCAAGAGACCGGCUCCAUCCGCCCGGGAGCCAUAGGAGGCAGCAAGCCCAGGGUGGCAACUCCUGACGUGGAGAAGCGGAUCGAGGAGUACAAGAGAGAGAACCCCGGCAUGUUCAGCUGGGAGAUCCGGGAUAAGCUGCUGAAGGACGGGGUGUGCGACAGAAGCACAGUUCCUUCAGGUGAGGCUUCAUCUGUGAGCUCCAUCAGCCGCGUUUUGAGGGCCCGAUUUGGCAAAAAAGAUGGCGAGGAUGACUGUGAUAAGAAGGAUGAAGAUGGAGAAAAGAAAACAAAGCAUAGCAUCGAUGGCAUCCUCGGUGAUAAAUCUAACCGCACAGACGAAGGUUCAGAUGUAGAUUCGGAGCCCGACCUGCCCCUAAAAAGGAAGCAGAGACGCAGUCGCACCACCUUCACCGCUGAGCAGCUGGAUGAGCUGGAGAAGGCCUUCGAAAGGACACAUUACCCAGACAUCUACACCAGAGAGGAGCUGGCUCAGAGGACAAAACUCACAGAGGCCAGAGUACAGGUUUGGUUUAGCAACAGGCGAGCUCGGUGGCGCAAACAGGCCGGGGCCAACCAGCUAGCGGCUUUCAACCACCUGCUUCCUGGAGGAUUCCCCCCCACAGGGAUGCCAAAUUUACCCACAUACCAGCUACAAGAGUCCGGCUACCCCGGGACCACGCUAUCACAGGACGGUACUUUGCACAGACCCCAGCCCCUGCCUCCAUCUUCCAUGCACCAGGGAGGCCUGGGUGCCGACAGCAGCUCUGCUUAUGGUCUCUCGUCCAAUCGCCACAGCUUCUCCAGCUACUCCGAUACUUUCAUGAGCCCUUCAGCCUCCAGCAACCACAUGAACUCUGUGGGCAACGGGCUCUCCCCACAGGUGAUGAGUAUCCUGAGUAACCCCAGCGCUGUAUCCUCCCAGUCCCAGCACGACUUUUCCAUUUCCCCCCUGCACGGCAGCCUGGAAAGCUCCAACCCCAUCUCUGGCAGCUGCAGCCAGCGCUCCGACAGCAUCAAGGACAGCCUGGCUUCCUCCCAGUCAUACUGCCCCCCCACCUACAGCGCCACCAGCUACAGCGUGGACCCCGUUACUGCAGGCUACCAGUACAGCCAGUACGGCCAGACUGCUGUGGACUACCUGGCCAAGAACGUGAGCUUGUCCACCCAGAGGAGGAUGAAACUUGGAGACCACUCGGCCGUGCUCGGACUGCUGCAGGUGGAGACAGGACAGGCCUACUAAACCCUCCCUGGGACGCAACCUGCGCCACUCUCCUCCGCCCUCUGCCACCCUCCUCCAUGCUCCAUCCAGUCUGGACUCCAGCUCGCCUCUUUGGUGCUCGCUCCGCAGCCUGGCCAUGACAUCAGAGCACAGACAAAUUGACGCUUGCGGGUGUGACAAUGCACUCCGGGGAAUGGAAGUAAACUUUUCACACCAUUGUCAACCACCAGGCGGCUCUGAACCCUCUCUUCUAAAUAUUUGGGCAUCUCUGCCUGCUCCUUGUACUCCUCCCCCAGCCCCAUACUCUGUUUUGAUUUGGUCCCAUACAGGACCCCUGAACACCCGAGGAUGGUCGGGUUCCUGUUUGUCAGGGCUGCAGUCCAGCACACAUUUAGAGCCAUCAACAACAUGUACUUUGCCCUUGCUGUUCAUAGUAGUUAACAAAGCCAAUAUCAUUUGAACGACUCUUAUUCUUGUUCCUUUUUGAUAUUGUUAAGAUUAUUGUUGCUGUUAUAUGAUUAUGGUUAAUGUGAUUUAUGUUGUUCUUUGAUUCCAUUCGUAUCUCUUUUCUCUGUUAGAUGUUGGUGUGUAAAACACAGUGUGGAUGACUGAGAUGAUUUGGGAGUAAGUGUCUGUGGCGUGUGCAUGUUUUGUGUGCCGGCACAGUCACACAAAGAGAGGAUGAUUGUUUUCCAAGCUGCAGUUCCUCUGCCUGCUCCCUGAGCUCUAAUGUUCAUGAGCGAUUUGACCUUCCCUCUUUCAUAUUCAUCUUGACAUUCCUAAAGAACUUGGCCACUCUGUGGGAAGUCUGGCUGGAUGGAUUCUGCAGGGAAUUAAAGCAGCGUUUUGGCGGCCAAUAGCUUUCCCCUUCUAACCUCCAUCCCAUCCUUAGCUGCAGUCCAUGGGG